Dromiciops gliroides (monito del monte) is the source of this 6548-nucleotide messenger RNA. RefSeq names its product SATB homeobox 2 (gene SATB2). The transcript is spliced from 11 exons. The record is from RefSeq and is a predicted model, not a curated record. Gene Ontology annotation, molecular function: RNA polymerase II cis-regulatory region sequence-specific DNA binding; DNA-binding transcription factor activity, RNA polymerase II-specific. NCBI's taxonomy places the organism in Eukaryota, Metazoa, Chordata, Mammalia, Microbiotheria, Microbiotheriidae. Gene Ontology annotation, biological process: chromatin remodeling; regulation of transcription by RNA polymerase II. The coding region runs from base 1621 to 3822 and encodes 733 amino acids.
GGUAGGGUGGGGGAGGAGGUGAUCGCCCUCCUAUCUCCAAAGUCGAAAGUACUAAACGCAGUUGACAGAAAAGGAAGCGGCGAGAAAGAAGCGGGCUGGUCAGGGUCUCCUCCGCCGGCGGAGGUGCGGGGCUCGGCGCCGGCGCUGCUGCGGCUGUUGCUGUCGCUGUUGUUGCUGCUGUCGCCUCCUCCACCUCCCGCAAUCCUGUAGAGGCGGCCUCUGUUGCGGAGCGCGGCGACGGCGGCGGAUCCGAACACGGGAGACCAGCGCUCGCUUCGCUAGUCCUGGGUCAUCCCCUGCCCUGUCUUCGACUCCCCCCUCCCCCUCGGCCUCCCGGAUCCGUUUCUCUGUCUAUACCCUUCUAGCCCUUCAGCGGCGGUGGUGCCUCCCCUCUCUACUUCCCUCCCUUUCCUACCCCUCCCCGGGCUGCCCUGAGCCUCUUCACCCUCCAGCUUCCAUCAGCUCCAGCUUUACCCUCCUCCUCCCUCCCUUCCCAUCUUUCCUACGCCCCCCCCCCCCGGGCUUCUGCAGGCCGGGUGCAGUUGGGUCGCUCCGAAAUGUAAGAUUGAUUGAUUGAUGUUUAAUUUCCUGCCAGGCGGGUACCCCCUCCCUCCCUUUUUCCCUCCCCCGAAACCUCCCCAAUUCCCCUCCCUGCCCCCACUCACUUCCCUCCCUCAUUGCGGUGGAGGAGUCUGGAUUGGAGUUUUUGGUCGGCUUUUUUUUUUUUUUGGGUGCUUGAUCCCGAAAUAUCCCAGAGACUUUUUUUCCUUUCUAAAUUAUUAUUUUGAAGGAGCUAGAUCUGGGGACGGAAAGGAAAAAGGGGGGGGGGAGGAAAUCGGAAACCAAGGACAACCCAAAAGGACUCACUUUGCCUGAUGACUCAACGCAACUAAUAAUCAUCUCUCAGAGUGUCUCUCUCUGUGGCGUGUCAGUGAGUCCGGCUCGGGCUGCUGCUGCUGCUGCUGCUGCUGGCGGCGGCAGAGGAGGGAGAGACUGAAAGUGACAUAUCUGGGGCUGCCGCUCUAGUCUCUCCCUCUCUCGGUCCCCCCCCCCCCCCACUUUUCUCCUUGAUUGUAGCACCGGCUCCAGCUGCUGCUGCUCUUCUUCUCCAGAAUAGCAGCCCCCUUUAGCAGCAGCAGCGGCCGUCGCGGUCUCUCGAUUUACCCUGCUUUUUCUAUGUAUUGGUUUCCUUCCUGAAGGUGUGAAAAAGCCUCUUUCCCUCCUUGCCUUCGUCUUUCUUCUCCCUCCCCUUUUCCCUCCCCCAACCCCUCCGCCACGAGCUCUAUUGCCCCUUUGGUAGAGCCCUUCCUUCUCCUCCUCCUCCUCCUCCCCCCACCAUCAUCAUCAACAUCACCAUCAUCAUAAUCAUCUCACAAGAAGAAGACAUCCUGACCCAGGACCUUAAAACAUUAGGACUGAAGGAAGAGGAAAGGGCAAGGAAACAGAAAGGAAGAAAACAAGAACGUUAAAAAAGGAAACAAGAAACUUUCCACCCUGGAUUCUCUACUUUUGAUCCAUGGACAGAGCUCAGCUCAGCCAAGUUACAGACAGACUAUAAGCAGUCCUUGCUCAUUUUAUUGCGAUCUGCCUGUGGGAACUUUGUCUCCGAGUCAAAGUAGCAUGGAGCGGAGAAGCGAGAGUCCCUGUCUAAGGGAUAGCCCAGAUAGAAGGAGCGGCAGUCCUGAUGUCAAAGGUCCUCCUCCCGUGAAGGUGGCCAGGCUCGAGCAGAAUGGCAGUCCCAUGGGAGCCAGAGGGAGGCCCAAUGGCUCCGUGACCAAGUCAGUGGGAGGUUUGAUGAUCCCUGUUUUUUGCGUGGUGGAGCAGUUGGACAGCUCUCUUGAAUAUGACAACAGAGAAGAACAUGCAGAGUUUGUAUUGGUUCGAAAAGACGUGCUCUUCAGCCAGCUGGUGGAGACAGCACUCUUGGCCCUUGGGUAUUCCCACAGUUCUGCGGCUCAGGCACAAGGAAUAAUCAAACUAGGGAGGUGGAAUCCUCUCCCCCUCAGUUAUGUGACUGAUGCACCAGAUGCGACAGUAGCCGACAUGCUACAAGACGUCUAUCAUGUUGUGACAUUGAAAAUCCAAUUACAAAGUUGUUCAAAGUUGGAAGAUCUGCCAGCAGAGCAGUGGAACCAUGCCACAGUCCGCAAUGCCUUAAAGGAGCUGCUCAAAGAGAUGAAUCAGAGCACGUUAGCCAAAGAAUGCCCGCUCUCCCAGAGCAUGAUUUCAUCCAUUGUAAAUAGCACAUAUUAUGCCAAUGUGUCAGCAACCAAGUGCCAGGAGUUUGGGAGAUGGUAUAAAAAGUACAAGAAGAUUAAAGUGGAAAGAGUGGAAAGAGAAAACCUUUCAGACUAUUGUGUUCUGGGCCAACGUCCAAUGCAUUUACCAAAUAUGAACCAGCUGGCAACCCUGGGAAAAACUAAUGAACAGUCUCCUCAUAGCCAAAUUCACCACAGUACUCCAAUCCGAAACCAAGUGCCCACAUUACAACCCAUCAUGAGCCCUGGUCUUCUUUCUCCCCAGCUCAGUCCACAAUUGGUAAGGCAACAAAUAGCAAUGGCUCACCUGAUAAACCAACAGAUAGCUGUCAGCCGACUAUUGGCUCACCAACACCCUCAAGCCAUCAACCAACAGUUCUUGAAUCAUCCUCCCAUCCCCAGAGCAGUUAAACCAGAGCCAACAAACUCUUCAGUUGAAGUUUCUCCAGAUAUCUACCAGCAAGUCAGAGAUGAGCUGAAGAGAGCCAGUGUUUCCCAAGCUGUGUUUGCUAGAGUGGCAUUCAAUCGUACACAGGGGUUGUUGUCUGAGAUUCUGCGUAAGGAGGAAGACCCUAGGACAGCCUCCCAAUCUCUGCUGGUAAACCUGAGGGCCAUGCAAAAUUUCCUCAAUCUGCCCGAAGUCGAGAGGGACCGUAUCUAUCAGGAUGAAAGAGAGAGGAGCAUGAACCCCAAUGUGAGCAUGGUAUCUUCAGCCUCCAGCAGUCCAAGCUCCUCCAGAACUCCCCAGGCCAAAACCUCGACACCGACAACAGACCUCCCCAUUAAGGUGGAAGGCGCCAACGUCAACAUCACAGCUGCCAUUUAUGACGAGAUCCAACAGGAGAUGAAAAGGGCCAAGGUGUCUCAGGCCCUGUUUGCCAAAGUGGCUGCCAAUAAAAGUCAGGGCUGGCUGUGUGAGCUUCUCCGCUGGAAGGAAAACCCAAGUCCAGAAAACCGCACCCUCUGGGAAAACCUGUGCACCAUCCGCCGCUUCCUGAACCUUCCCCAGCACGAGAGAGACGUGAUCUAUGAGGAGGAGUCCAGGCAUCAUCACAGUGAGCGCAUGCAGCAUGUUGUCCAGCUCACUCCUGAGCCUGUGCAGGUUCUUCAUAGACAGCAGUCUCAGCCAGCCAAGGAAAGUUCCCCUCCAAGAGAAGAAGCCCCACCUCCACCUCCUCCUGCUGAGGACAGUUGUGCCAAAAAGCCCAGGUCUCGCACCAAGAUCUCCUUAGAGGCUUUGGGAAUCCUUCAAAGCUUUAUUCAUGAUGUGGGUCUCUACCCUGACCAAGAGGCUAUCCAUACCCUUUCUGCUCAGCUGGAUCUCCCCAAACACACCAUCAUCAAAUUCUUCCAGAACCAGAGGUACCACGUGAAGCACCACGGGAAGUUAAAAGAGCAUUUGGGCACCGGGGUUGAUGUUGCCGAGUACAAGGAUGAAGAGCUGCUGACUGAAUCAGAGGAAAAUGAGAGUGAAGAAGGCUCAGAGGAAAUGUACAAAGUGGAAGCUGAGGAGGAAAAUGCUGACAAAAACAAGCCGGCUCCCCCAGAAAUUGACCAGAGAUAAUGUGAAAUCACAACAUGGAAAGCAAGACAUUGGUCCAAGGAUUUUCUGUUUCUAUUUUCUUUUUUAUUUUGUUUUGGUUUUUAGGUUUUUUUUUCAUAUUUUUUUAAAAAAAUACUUUCUUCCCCUUUUGACAUUUCUUUGUUGCACGGGAUCCACGUGCAGACUGAACGAGUUCAGUAUUGUCGAAUUAGUCAUCAUCUUGACACAGACACUUGAGUGUUACACUUUUACAUUUGACUGGAAUAAUAAUUGUAAUCACAUAAGACUAUGCCUUCAUUAACCUUGCACUUAUGGAAGAAAUGCAAAGCAAGUUCUCAGAAGAAAAGAUCUAUAAAAUAAAUGAAGGAAACUACAAGUGUGUGUGUAUAUGUAUAUGUACAUAUAUAUAUAUAUUUACAUAUAUAUAUUAAAAUUGCAUGGGACAGAGAACUUUACAAUCUGAAAGAAUAGACUGUGAAAUGGGUUCUUAAAGACAAGACUUGUUUAUGUAUUAAAACCACUUCACAAUGAGUUGCUUUGGCUUUUUGAUAAACUGCCGCCUGCUCUCAGGGUGUGGUGACUAUUUUUUGAAUUCCUAUUUAUUUUCUAUGUUUGUCCCUGAUUUUUUUUUUAUUAUUAUUCUCUACCUUCCUAGCUGGCAGCUUGAUGAUUAAUUAUUGAGGUAUCUAUUUAACAAAAUAAAUCAACACUGCCAAAAAUAAGAGAGAGAAAAGAAAAUGAAGCAAAAUAAAAUCAGGGCACCUUAAGAAGACAAAGUCCAAUUACUUUUAAGACACAAUGCACACUUAAAAUGAUUCAACAUGUUCCGUUACUCAACUGGUCCUUCCUGUAGUGAACAGAUGAACUUUAGUGGAACUCAAAACAAGCAAAACUGAACUUCAGUAUGGAAAAGGCUUGUCCACUAGUGAGGUCUUGAUAAAAUAGCAUCUUGAGAUUGGCUGCAUGGAAUUCAUAUUAUAAAGCCAAGUCUUAUUAUUUACCUGUUCUCAGCUUCAGAGCUUAAAAUGAAUAAGCCCAAUCAUUUAAAAAUGCUUUAUUUUCUUUGUUUUUAAGGGGAAAAAUCUUUUUUUUUCCUCCCUGUAGAAUAAGUAAGAAAACUACAGCCUGAGAAAUACAUUUGGUUAAAAGAAAAUGUGCAGUUGAAGGGCUUCCUUGCUCAGAGACCUAGUUUGUCUCUCUCCCCCGAGUUGUCCCUGGGUAACCAUGAGCUCCCUCUGCUUCACGCCCUUCCGUCAGUGGAACUAAACAUUUCCAGUCACUGUGUCACAUACAGCAGCCCAUUUCCAACACUGGCUGACCCUUCUGAGAGAAACCUUUUGCUAAGAAAUAGUGCAGCUCUGGGGCAAAAACAAAAACAAAACCAAAAAACCCUAAAAAACAAAGUAAGGAGUUUCAAUCGAAUGAUAUACUGGUCACCAAUGAAUACACCCCCCUUUCCCCCAGUGACCUAGCUAGCUAGCACAGAGAUUCCAUCAGGCCAACAGGACUUUUGCAGGUUGAUUGACUCUUUUGGGGAAUGAGCAGGCAAGCUCCAUUCUCCUAGUAUUUUUGGUCUCUUUUGGAGCUUUGUCUCUCCCCCCACCCCAUAUCCCCAAAUCUCACUAACAUUAUUCCCACUUCCAUUGAUAACAAUUCCAAGGGUAGACUUCACUUUCAAUCCUUGUCUACAUGAACAGAAUCCCUGCUUCCAAGGGUCGGGCAUACAGUCAUCCCUUAUGCUUUGAUCUUUUAAGUUGUGUUCUCAUGCAACCUUGUCAAAGACCUCAUGCAAUAUCACUUUGAAAGUUAUUUUCUGUUUACUACACAAGCAUUGUAAUAUAACUGUUAAUACUAUUUAUAUAUUUGAAAGGUAUAAAAGGUAGGAUUAAAAAAAAAACCUCUAUGUGUAGAUAUUUACUCAGAACUUACAAUAUACAGGGAGAAGACAUGUUGCAAUACAAGCUAAUUCUAGCUGCUCAGUAACCUCUGGAGUUUUUAAAGGGACAUAUUCCUGUACUUUUUUCAAAUAAAAAUGUUUAGAACUUAUCUUGACAUGAACGUCACAUACCUUUGCAAAAGGAUGGUUGUUUGCUACUAAGCCCUAGUGCUCAUCCUUUCUUUUUCUGUAGUAUGCUGCAGCUUUGAUCCGAAGUUCCAAUGGUUGCUGCUUUUCGUUCUCCUCAGAGUUACUCCUUCAGAAUUGUCUUCUUACACUGUUGCUGAAAUCACUAUGUACAUGUAAUGGAAACUGAUUUUUGCCAAGCUCUUGCAAGGUGGUUCAUCUAUUGAUGGCAUCAGCAUUUGGUAUCUUUUACACUUCAACCAAAAAUUUAUUAGGUAUUUUUCAAUGCUAAGUCUUGCCUUUUAUUUUUAAUUUCACUGCCAAGUCUGCAGUGGUUCAAAGUGAAUCUGUGGGCAUUUUAGCCUGUGGUCUUGCCAGAACUUUGCGAAUUACAAUGCAUAUAUGUCUAUUUAUUCAAUAUCUGUCAUAUAAUAUCUAUUUGGAAAAAAGAAACUUUCUCUUGUAGUGCCUCUUGACAAAGCACAAUUUUCCGCCUUUUUUGUGAAAUAAAAAAAAAAACAAAUUGUGUUUUAUUGCAGUAUCAACAAUGUGAAUAAGGAUUAACAUAUUGUAAAUGUUCUUUUUUUCCAUGUAAAUCAACUUUAUCUUUGUUAUCACUAAGUGAUAAUUAAUUUUUAACUUAUGUGCAUUGUUAGGCUGUUAGAAUUUUUUGGUUGUUGAAAUA